AUGAGUGUCGUUGUAGGAGAGAGAUCAAUAGCAGAAAAAUGGUCACCGGUUAUGGCAAUUGUGGUAGCAAACGUAGCGACGGGCUCAGUGAAUGCACUUGUGAAGAAAGCUCUUGCUGGUGGUGUGAACCAUAUGGUCAUUGGUGCUUAUCGUCUGGCUAUUUCUGCUUUCAUUUUGGCUCCUCUCGCCUAUUUCUUGGAACGGAAAGCAAGACCGAAAAUAACAUUUAGGCUAAUGAUCGAUCAUUUCAUCAGCGGUUUGCUUGGGGCAAGUUUGCUACAAUUUUUCUUUAUGCUUGGUCUGUUGUACACGUCAGCAACUGUUGCGGGUGCUUUUGUAAGCAUGUUGCCUGCGAUUACCUUCGCUUUGUCCCUUAUUUUAAGGACGGAGAGUGUAAGAAAUCUAAAAGGUAAAGCAGGAAUGUUAAAAGUGAUGGGAACUUUUAUAUGCGUUAGUGGAGCAAUGUUGUUAACAUUUUACAAAGGUCCUCAGAUAUCACACUUCCAUUCGCACCCAGAGGGUCUUCACCACAACAACAACAACAAGACAGAUAACUGGCUUCUUGGAUGUCUCUAUGCAACUAUAGGAACCACGUUUCUGUCUCUAUGGAUGAUUUUCCAAGGGACUUUAAACACCAAGUACCCUUGCAAAUACACGAGCACUUGUCUCAUGUCAGUUUUCGGCUCAUUCCAAUGUGCUCUCCUGAGUCUUUACAAGAGGAGAGAUGCCAAAGAUUGGGUCAUGGAUGAUAGAUUCGUUAUUUUCGUCAUUAUAUACGCUGGAAUAGUGGGGCAAGCGCUGUCAACAGUAGCAACAUCAUGGUCGAUAAAGAGAGUAGGAGCCGUUUUCGCAUCAACAUUUAGUCCUGUUAUCCUUAUCUCAGCUACUCUAUUCGAUUUUCUCAUCUUACACACUCCUUUGUACCUCGGCAGGAAAACAAGACCGAAGCUAACAUUUAGGUUAUUGGUCGAUCAUUUCUUCAGCGGUCUGCUCGGGGCAAGUCUGAUGCAAUUUUUCUUUUUGCUUGGUCUGUCGUACACGUCAGCAACUGUUUCGUGUGCUUUGGUAAGCAUGUUGCCUGCAAUCACCUUCACUUUGGCCCUUAUUUUCAGGACUGAAAAUGUAAAGAAUCUAAAGACCAAAGCAGGAAUGUUGAAGGUGAUGGGAACUCUAAUUUGCAUAGGUGGAGCUUUGUUCUUGACAUUCUACAAAGGCCCUCAAAUAUCAAACCCUCACUCUAACCGAGGGGCGGCACUUCACCACAACGACAACGAUCAAGACAAAGCCAAGAACUGGCUUCUUGGAUGUCUUUACUUAACCAUUGGAACCACACUGUUGUCUAUAUGGAUGCUGUUUCAAGGGACUUUAAACAUUAAGUACCCUUGCAAAUACUCGAGCACCUGUCUCAUGUCGGUUUUCGCAGCGUUUCAAUGUGCUCUCUUGAGUCUUUACAAGGGCAGAGACGCUCACGAUUGGGUCAUCAGUGACAAAUUCGUGAUUACUGUUAUCAUAUACGCUGGAGUGGUAGGACAAGCAAUGUCGACGGUAGCAACAUCAUGGUCGAUAAAGAAACUAGGAGCUGUUUUCGCAUCAACAUUUACUCCGAUUACUCUUAUCUCAGCUACUCUAUUCGAUUUCCUUAUCUUACACACUCCUCUAUACCUUGGCAGUGUAAUUGGAGCAGUGGUGGCAGUAAUGGGUCUCUACGUGUUCUUGUGGGGUAAGAACAAUGAAACGGAAUCAUCAACGACAUUGCCUACUCAGAUGGACAACGAAGGCCAACAUACUAAUAAUACUAAUACUAAUAAUAAUAAUAGCAAGGACUGCAGGUCACCUGUUUAA
Eruca vesicaria subsp. sativa (arugula) is the source of this 1842-nucleotide messenger RNA. The record is from the annotation of a GenBank genome assembly. Lineage: Eukaryota; Viridiplantae; Streptophyta; Magnoliopsida; Brassicales; Brassicaceae.